UUUAACAAUGCUUAUAUCAAUGGCUUUCUCAAUUCUUCGCAAACUGGUAUCGCCCAUCUGCACGUCGGUAUAACUUUAUCGUCGUUAAUCUCCCAGCUAUGGAUAUCUGCUAUAGUUUGCUUGGCCCAGUUUUUCCUCUUUAUUUCUCUUCGAUCCAGGUUGAAAAAUGUCUACGAACCACGUUGCCACUAUUUUAUUCCCUUUAAAAUGACUCCGAUAGAACCUGGAUUGAAGGCCUGGUAUGAUGCUAUGUUCCAUGACUGCCAUCUAACCGACUACUUGGCCCUUGGAUUAGACGCUUACUUCUUUAUGAGGUAUUUGGGCGUACUCAUGUUGAUCUUUAUUACACUAGCUCUCUCGAUCAUCCCCGUAUUGAUUCCGUUAAAUUGGUGUUCAGGUAGUGAUAUACCAUCCUCAUACACCAGAGGUUUAGAUAAGUUGGCUUGGUCCAACAUUUCCCCGCAGAAUGUCUAUCGAUUGAAAGUGCACCUUGUAUGUGCCAUUGUCGUGAUUGUGAGUAUCCAGGCAUUAAUCUCGUUUGAGUUGAAUAAUUUUAUCAAAAUAAGACAUAGCCACCUCAGUCGUGAUUAUUAUCAACAGAGUACACGUGCGGUCACUAUUUUGCUAGACAACGUAUCAAAUUCAUUUCAAAAUGAGGAAGCGUUGCUCAAGAUAUUUGACGUCCUUCCAGGAGGUGUGAAACAAAUAUGGCUUUUAAAACCAUUUGGGAAGAUAGAGCUUGUUGUUGGAAAAAUUGAAUCCAGUAUCAAGAAGUUAGAAAACAGAGAGUUGGCCGUAAUAAAAGCAGGGAUUUCGAAAAAUAGAGUCAAGGUGAGAAGAGGACAGACACCAAAGUUGACAAUGUGGGGCCGAUAUUUUACGCGGUGGUUAACGUACGUGGUUGAGAUAAACCCGUUCCAGCAGCCAAAAUCUUCCGAAGAAAGCAUAGCUGAGCUCAACUACUUGCUUGAACAACUCGAGGAUUUAAAGUUGGAAGCCAGUGAUACGGAGAUUUUACCAUAUAAUAAGGUAUUCAUCCAGUUUAACUCACCUAUCGGGGCUUGUAUCGCCAGCCAGUGCCUCCUCACUCUGAGACCUGGUGAAAUGAACUCGAUAAUACCAGACAUAUGCCCUGAGGAUAUUAUUUGGACUAAUAUCCAGAGAAACAAGUCUGUUUGGACCUCAAACCUUAAAGCUUGCUUUUCCAAUAUCCUUUCAAUAUCAGUGAUUGUCGGGUGGGUAGUUCCCGUUUCGUUUAUCAGCAUGCUCUCGCAGAUUCCAUACCUCACCUCUUUACUUCCCUUUCUCUCAUUCCUAAAUUAUUUUCCGAAAAUCACACGUAAUGUUUUGGCAGAGCUUCUUCCUACAGUGGCCAUGGCUGUACUAUUGGAGGGAAUUUUCUCAGUAAUGCGCACAAUCUCCAAGUUCCGAGGGAAUCUUACUGGUGCUAGCGUCGAAUUGGAUGUGCAAGGGUGGCUAUUUGCCUUCCUUUUUGUGAAUUUAUUCUUGGUGGUGACGAUAUCUUCUAGCAUCACUGUUAUUCUCCAACAUCUCAUCAACAAUCCGGUUUCGAUAUCUACCCUCCUAGCAGCGAAUUUCCCCAAAGCGACAAACUUCUUCUUCUCGUACUUUGUCUUGCGAGGAAUGUCGUACUUCGGGGUCAAUCUUUUGCGCAUCAACAAGCUUUUGCCCCUCCUUUUAGUCUACCCUUUUACUGAUACUACCCCAAGACAAGCGUACACACGAAAGACCAAGCUACAACAGGUGAAAUGGGGUUCUAUCUAUCCGACAUGCUCUGUCUACGCCUGUAUCGGUAUCACAUACUGUAUAAUAUCCCCACUCAUCUCCAUCUUUGCCCUAUCUAUCUUCUUCUUCUAUUACAUUUACUUUAAGUGGUCGCUCAAAUAUGUCUAUGAUUACCGAAACCCGUCCGAGACUAAUGGUCGCCUCUAUCCAACCGCGCUACGACAGCUCUACACCGGAAUAUACUGUUUGGAACUAUGCCUUCUCGGGCUAUUUUUACUAGCCAAGGAUGAAAAUGGCAACUCAGUGUGCCAGUUCCAUGCUGGAAUAAUGAUUCUUCUGUUUGUAGGAACAGUGCUUACAAACAUCAGGAUGAAUUCAAUGUACCGUGAUUUGCUUACACAGACUCUGUUGUCUCUGCUUUCCAAAGACACAUGCAAUAGCCAUACACCUGGCUUGGAAUCUACGGGAGAGCACUCAGAAUCCAGCAAAAAAACAUUUCUCCACAAGUCCUCUCAGUUUCAAAUGCCGGUGAUAUGGCUUCCUAAAGAUCCCUAUGGCUUCAGCGAAAAGGGGAUAAAGGAGUUG
Molecule: messenger RNA, 2331 nt
Organism: Babjeviella inositovora NRRL Y-12698
Lineage: Eukaryota; Fungi; Ascomycota; Pichiomycetes; Serinales
Gene: SPO75
Product: Spo75p
Exons: 1
Cellular component (GO): plasma membrane
Molecular function (GO): calcium-activated cation channel activity
Source: RefSeq, a predicted model, not a curated record